AUGAUGGAAUCUCAAAGUCCAAAUGCUAAUACAUCUGAUCCAGCUCCAUCACAAGAGUCAAUUUCAUCAAAUGUUAGAGGAAAAACUGAUUCUGCUUGGGAGCAUGUUUCCUUUAAAGUUGACAUUCUUAAUGGAUCAAAGUCAAUGAUAUGUCUUUAUUGUCAAAAGACUUUUAAAGGGGGAGGGAUUAAUAGGAUGAAACAACAUCUUGCCCAAAGGAAAGGUGAUAUUGCAAUUUGUCGUAAAGUACCCUAUGAUGUAAGGUUCAAAAUGGAUCAAUCGUUGAAUGAAAUCAAUGACAAAAAAAGAAGUGAAAAGCAACCAAUGAAUUUUGUUGACACUAGAGCACAUUGUGGAAGGAAUGAUAAUGAUGAUGAUAUUGAGAUUAGAGAAAUAGAUCCACUUAGUACACAUGAUUCCUAUCAAUUGAAAAGACCAACUACAUCAUCGGGAAAGGGGAAAGCAUCUUCAGGGCUAAUAACUAGCUAUUUUGCUCCACGAACCACUCUAGGUGCACAACCUGGAAUUAAGAGUGUAUUGGCAUCUAAGGCAGCAAUUAAUCAUGUGGACCAUGCUAUUAUGAAGUGGUUGUGUGAUGCUUGUAUUCCCUUGAAUUCUUUGUGUUCAAGAUACUUUCAACCUAUGUUGGAUGCCCUUGUUACUAUUGGAACUACAUUUGUAAAGUUUGUAGAUGCUUCUGAAACAGUCAAGAGUGUAGAGAAUUUAUUUCUUUUGUUUAAGGAAGUUAUUGAUUGGGUAAAAGCAGAAAAUGUUGUUCAGGUGAUCACUAACAAUGCUGCAAAUUAUGUAGCUACAGGAAGAUUGUUGGAAGCAGAAUUUCCAUGGAUAUAUUGGUCACCUUGUGCAGCACAUUGUCUAAACUUGAUGUUAAAGGAAAUUGAGGAAAUGGAUUAUGUUGCAAAUGUGGUUCAACAUGCAUCUAGAAUUACCAAAUUUGUCUACAAUCAUAUUUUUCACAUGCAUGAUUUGCAAAAUUUGGUGAUAGAUCGAAGUUUUAUUGAUUCUAGGUAUGCAAAAGAUGCAAAGGGGAAAAAAAUAAUACAAAUAGUUUUGGAUUCUGAAUUUUGGGCACAAUGCAAAAUGAUUGUGGGUUUCACAUCACCUCUUGUUAGUGCAUUGAGACUUGCAAAUUCUGAGUUUAAGCCUGCAAUGGAGUAUAUGUAUCAUGCAAUGUUGAAGGCAAAAGAAUUACUGAAAAAGUUUUUUAAUUAUAAGAAAGCUGAAUAUGGCCCAAUCAUGGACAUUAUUCAUAGAAGAUGGAAUAGACAAAUGGGUCAGAGGCAUCAUCUUGCAGGGUAUUAUUUUAACCCGACCUUCCAAUAUGAUCCGAAAUCAAAAGUUAAAUCCCCGGCCGUUAUGUCUACAGUUUUUUAUGUCAUUGAAAAGCUUGCAAUCAAAUCAGAUGAUGUGGAGAUAAACCUGAACAAAGAGUUUACUCUUUUUGAAAAUUGUUGUAGUAAUUUUGGAAGACCUUUCUUAGUGAAGACAUUUAAGUCAACAUCUCUAGGUGAAUGGUGGUCGAGAUUUGGUUGUGACACUCCAAAUUUGAAAAGGAUUGCUAUACGGAUCCUUAGCCAGACGUGUAGCUCAUCUGGAUGUGAACGCAAUUGGAAUGUUUUUGAACGUAUACCCACGAAGAAAAGGAAUAGGUUAGAGCACCAGAUGCUCAAUGGCCUAGUAUAUGUUCAUUGCAACGUGCAUGUGAUGGAUGGAAGAAAAACUGAAAGUCUUGAUCCAAUUGGGCAUGAACAUGUUGAUGUUGUGGAAGAUUGGAUAGUGCACGAUGAUGAGGAUCCUCCCUUACUUGAUGGUAAUGAGAAUGAUGAUAUGUUUAAAGCUGAUGAGACAACAUUUCCAAUAAUGGAAUCACCAAGGACUGAUGGAGAUCGGACUCGGUUGCAAAUUGCAAGUUUGGAAAUCCUGUUCAGAAACAGCAAUGGAGAGGAUGGGAUUGUGGUACCAUCUUAUUAUUUGGAAAGAUUUGUUAUGGAGGUUGAGAGCAUGUUGAGAGAUCCGAUACACAGCAGAGUCAGAAACCGUAUAGAUAUGCAGAAACAUGACAUGUAUGUGGUUGGUGAGGGUUGA
This is a messenger RNA of Nelumbo nucifera (sacred lotus), 2106 nucleotides long. RefSeq lists its product as uncharacterized. Gene Ontology annotation, molecular function: protein dimerization activity; DNA binding. NCBI's taxonomy places the organism in Eukaryota, Viridiplantae, Streptophyta, Magnoliopsida, Proteales, Nelumbonaceae. The record is from RefSeq and is a predicted model, not a curated record.